AUGGUGUCCAAGCACCAUGGCAUGCCCAGCGACUUUGUGUCGGCUCCGCGCUGCAUGGCGCGUUUCUGGCAAGAAGUGUUCCCACUUCUUGGAACGCAAUUCUCCAUGUCGAAUGCGGAUCAUCCGCAGGCGGACGGGCAAACCGAGUGCGUGAACCGCGUGCUCGUUGACUUGCUGAAGAGCUAUGCCCAGUCGUUCCCCAACUGGAGUGAUUACUUGCCGAUGACCGAGUUUUCCAGCAACAGCGCGGUGCAUGCCUCGACAGGGCAUACACCGUUCUUCGUGAACGCCAUGCGGCAUCCACGCGAGCACGCUCGGGGCGGUGGCUUCCUCCUUAACUGCGAUGACACGUGCGAGAGCGAGAGCCCGCACACGACAAGGCGACGUGUCACUGUGAAAAACCACGAGCAGGCGACACCUGCUUCGACCAAGGACACCAUAUCUGUGCGGGGCACAGACACCUCGAAGACUCACGCACAGGCCGGGCCUGUUGCACGAACAAGUGAUGUAUCGAUGGCGGGAAUCGAUACUGAGAAGUACCACGCACAGGCUGGGCCUGUUGCGAUCACACACGUAGUGUCAUUGCCGGGCCCUGACAUCUCAAAGAGCCACACACAGUCGGGGACUGAUGCGAACACAAGUGGCGGGUCUGGCACAAACGCGGACAAGGUCAAUGAGCUAGACCCGGGGUUCAGCUCUCAAGCAAUGGACUUUGUCAAGGAACGACAAGCAGUCGUUCGAUUUGUACACGAUGCAAUUGCAGCUUCUGCGGAUAGGCAGAAGCUGAACGCAAACAAUGUGGGCGGGGUAACACAAAUGAAUUCAAAGUUGUUUCAUUGGUUUUGUUAUCUACUCAAAACCUGCGUAUACAUGCAGUUACCGGAUUCGGAGCAAGAAAGCUUGCUCCGCGCUUCAUUGGGUCGUUCCCGGUGGCAGAACGGCACGGGAGUGCAUACACGUUGGAAUUUCCUUCCGACAUGA
Molecule: messenger RNA, 981 nt
Organism: Phytophthora megakarya
Lineage: Eukaryota; Oomycota; Peronosporomycetes; Peronosporales; Peronosporaceae
Source: the annotation of a GenBank genome assembly